This is a messenger RNA of Capronia epimyces CBS 606.96, 1251 nucleotides long. RefSeq names its product eukaryotic translation initiation factor 3 subunit H. Gene Ontology annotation, molecular function: translation initiation factor activity; protein binding; metallopeptidase activity. Gene Ontology annotation, cellular component: cytoplasm; cytosol; eukaryotic translation initiation factor 3 complex. Bases 1 to 1251 code for a protein of 416 amino acids. The transcript has 4 exons. NCBI's taxonomy places the organism in Eukaryota, Fungi, Ascomycota, Eurotiomycetes, Chaetothyriales, Herpotrichiellaceae. The record is from RefSeq and is a predicted model, not a curated record.
AUGUCCCUCUCACCCACAAACGAGGGUGGCUAUGAACGUAUCCAAGUGAGGAAGCCAACUGACGACAACAACCUCACUGGUGAGAAGGACAAGGAAACUGAACCGGUCCCUACAUUCAUCAGAUACUCAGACAUGGCUACCAUCGCCCCCGUCGUCGAGAAAGAUGCUCCGCUUAAGGCGGUCCAGCUUGAGGCGCUGGUCGUCAUGAAGGUCAUCAAGCAUUGCGCAAACCGUUCCCCAACUACUGCGACUGGCAGUCUAGUUGGCAUGGAUGUCAACGGUACCCUCGAAAUCACCAAUACCUUUCCUUUCCCUGUUGUCGAUCUCCCCGCCGAGGCGCAAUAUGAACAACAGCAUUUCAAUAGCGCGGCUGCGGCUCCACGGGCAAAAUCCAACACUGCAUACCAGGCUGAGAUGAUCAGAAUGCUGCGUGAGGUCAAUGUGGACGCCAACAACGUGGGCUGGUACACUAGCGCCAACUUGGGCAAUUUCGUCAAUGCAAACUUCAUCGAGAACCAAUACCACUACCAGAAGGAGUUGAAUGAGAGAACCGUCGCGCUUGUUCACGAUGUCAGCCGAAGCUCUCAGGGCAUUCUCAGCAUCAAGGCAUUCAGACUCUCCCCCCAAUUCAUGGUCGCCUACAAGGAAAACAAGUUCACCACCGAGAACCUUCUCAAGUCUGGUUUGAAAUACACUGAUAUUCUGGUCGAGAUCCCAGUCACUGUCCACAACUCUCACCUGGUUAACACUUUUCUUAACCAAGUCCCCCGAAUGCUCGCCUCUGGUAUUUUGAAGGCUCCUACUUCAGUCCAAGAGAUUGAGAACAACCCAGUUGUCAAGAAUGACACUCUUGCUCCAAGAUUCGACUCUUUGACUCUCAAUACCGACCCCUAUCUCUCCCAGACUGCAGACAACCUUCUUGACUCUGUUGAGACUCACCACGUCGAAGCCAACAACUUCUCCUACUACCAGCGAGCCUUGGCUAGAGAGCAGGCGAAGAUCGCGCAAUGGCAGGCGAAGCGCAAGGCAGAGAACGCCGCUCGUGCCCUUUCCAAGCAGCCGCCGUUGCCGGAGGAUGAGUGGCAGAAGCUCUUCAAGUUGCCGACAGAGCCAAGUCGCUUGGAAAACAUGUUGAACAGCCGCCAGGUAGAGCAGUAUGCACGACAGGUUGAUGGGUUCGUCGCAGCCACGUCUGCUAAGAUGUUCGCGGUCCGUGGCAAUCUUCUUCCGGGUGAUGGAAAGGAGGAGUGA